AACAACCUUGAUCUUCGAGCAGUCCCGCAAUUCUCCUCAAGGGCCGAACAUCUCCACUGGAUCGAACUUCGCUCCGGAACUGUGGAUCCACCAAGCGCAGGCAUUCAUCAAGAUCCGGAUGACAUCGAGUCCGACGCCCUCGUCCAUCCGAGCCGUACUGUCUCGUCGACGGCAAUAUCACUUCUCUGGGGAUGCCACAUGGGGGCAGCAACUCGGAUAUACUCUUGGAUAAGGUCAUAUUUCGAACUGGCAAUUGUUGUGGCGUUCGGCAUUUCCGCACAGAAUAGUGGAGACUAG
Acaulospora colombiana is the source of this 297-nucleotide messenger RNA. The record is from the annotation of a GenBank genome assembly. Lineage: Eukaryota; Fungi; Glomeromycota; Glomeromycetes; Diversisporales; Acaulosporaceae.